Sipha flava (yellow sugarcane aphid) is the source of this 621-nucleotide messenger RNA. Its product is annotated as 52 kDa repressor of the inhibitor of the protein kinase-like. The record is from RefSeq and is a predicted model, not a curated record. Gene Ontology annotation, molecular function: protein dimerization activity. NCBI's taxonomy places the organism in Eukaryota, Metazoa, Arthropoda, Insecta, Hemiptera, Aphididae. Bases 1 to 621 code for a protein of 206 amino acids. The transcript is spliced from 4 exons.
AUGUAUAAAAAGGCUGAGAAAAUGGGAGACUUUCUGGAUAUUAAUAUUUCUAUCAAAUGUAUAAUCAAGAAACAGACAACUCGGGACAGUGUAUUUUCUGAGAAUAAAACGAUUCAACCUGAAACUUACUAUAGAAUAACCAUAACGAUAUCAUAUAUUGAUUCUUUUAUAAUUAAUUUAAAGGAGAGGUUUCUUGUCCACAAAAAUAUUUUAAAAGGUUUUCAAUGUAUAUUUUCUUGUAACAUUGAUUUUCAAGAAUUUGAAGAUCUUGUACAUUUUCAUCUUGAUACUGAUGUUCAGACAGUAAUUGCAGAGUUAAAAAUCUGGCAAUCAAAACCAAGUGUAACAAAUAAAAAUCUUACGAUAGCUAUAGAUGCCCUGAGACUAUGUGAUUCCUCAGUAUUUCCAAAUGUACAUCAAUUACUGAAAAUACUAUGUACCUUACCGGUGUACACAUCGACACCUGAAAGAACGUUUUCAUGCCUUAAAAGGCUGAAAACAUACUUAAAGAAUACGACGGCUGAAACUCGACUAAAUGGAUUAACAAAUCAAUUCACCAAGAAAUUCCUAUUAUGCCCUACGAAAUUCUUGAUUUCAUGUCACGUCAAUCAAGAAAAAUAG